AUGUUGGUUGCACGAUGUGCUCAACGAUUAUCAUGGCUAGUACAUCGACGUAACAUUAGCUUAACGAAUAAUUCUUCAUCAGUUUGGAGAAAUGCUUGGAAAAAGGUGAAAGGAUUCUUGACUCAGAGCGAAAAAGAAAAUUUCGACGAAGAUCUUGUUCGGAAGGCGUACAGAUCAGAUGAUUUGAAAGAGGACGAGUGGUUGCUCAUCUAUAGGGAUCAAGGUACAAAUCGAAAUAGAUUUUUGCUUUCAUCUUUGGUAUUUCGAUGUCACCCGUAA
Molecule: messenger RNA, 279 nt
Organism: Haemonchus placei
Lineage: Eukaryota; Metazoa; Nematoda; Chromadorea; Rhabditida; Trichostrongylidae
Source: the annotation of a GenBank genome assembly